AACUCGGGAAACAGAAUUAAACCUUUCCAUUUCACCAUCAAUUGUAGCUGAAAAUAGUCCACAAACAUUGACAUGCGUGUACAGUGGUAGCCAAAGUGUUUCGAACAUUGUAUGGAGAAUGAACACAAACACCGUCGGUGCUUUUACACUCACAGGAGGUUCAUGUCAAGAGCUUUAUGGACCAAAUGCAACACUUUACCAUCAUACCUGUGAUGUCAGCAUUAAAACUUUCACACUAACUAUUAAGCAUGUAAAGAAGAAUAACCUAAAUGACGAGUGGGAUUGUUCAGUCAGAGCACCUGUUGUUUCAAUUUAUUAUAUAAGAAGCAAUAUUGUUAAACCAAGAGUGAUUGUUUUCAUCUCAUCCAUAAAUUUAACGCUUCCGCUGACAAGUACCCUCAGUAUAAAUGAGAACACGUUGCUACAAUUUAGAUGUGUUACAUCAGGUGGAUUACCAGAACCCACAGUAAAAUGGUACAAUGAUUCGAGAACACCCAGCGCUCCCAGUGACGAUAUUGAAAUAACAUCAGCAAUAAAGACAUCGUAUAGUAAUACAAGUGAUUAUUUAAUUAAAACAACAAGUACACUGACCUUUGUUCCAUCAAAGUUUGACAACAGCAUCAGCAUCUACUGUACUGCAUAUAGUUCUUCAGAUCAGACGCCAUUAGUUUCUACAAGGAAACCAAAACUGGACGUCUUAUACCCACCUGUGGUAGAUGAUCUAAAGAACAGAAGUAUUAUAGAAGGAGCGUCUUUGACAAUUGUUUGCCCAGUUACAGUUGGCAAUCCACCAGAAACUACAUUUAUAUGGAGGGCAGAUGAUGAUAGAGAAUGGAGAAAGCAAGAUCUAGCUAUUGAUAAUGUAACAAGGAACGACAGCAUGUAUUAUUCGUGUGAAGUGGCAAACAUAUUGAAACAAACUGGACAACCAGAUACAAGUACCAAGCCGGACAGUAAACGUUUUUAUCUUGAUGUUUUAUAUGGAGCAACAGUGACAGACUUCUAUGUUAGCGACUACGCUGGUGAAACGUCAAUUACAGUAAAUGAAGGUACGACAGUGUCGUUAAACUGCGAUGUCGAUAGCAAUCCUGGAUCGAUGAUCACUAUUCAGUUUCAAACUGAAGGACACGAGUUACUGCGUGUCGUUAAUACGAAAUAUUUAGAGUAUAUACUCAGCGCUUCCACUUGCAUAGAUGCUGGUAUUUACCUAUGCUUGGCUUCUAAUCAGUACAACAACAAACAGUCAGUGAAACAGCUACGUUUGUAUGUUAAAUGUUUGCCUCGACCGUCUCCAACCCCCCAGCUAAAGGAAAAUAUAAGAGUUGCUCAACAUCAAGAAGCAGUAAUAACUUUCACAACAGUUGCCUAUCCAGAGCCCACAAAGAAUGAUUUCAAAUGGUUCAAAUGGAAUAAUUUGCAAUGGAUAUCACUGAUAAACAGUGUUGCAUAUCAGACUGACACUUUAGGCUUGCAGUCAAAUCUCACAGUAAAAAAUGUCGACAAAACAUCGUAUGGAAAGUACAAACUACUUGUGACAAAUGCGAUUGGAAACCAUGUGUGCAUAUUUAAUUUAUUGCCUGAGGGUAAACCCGAGGAUCCCAUUGGCUUUAAAACCUUACAGGAAAUAGUUACCGAAACAACAUUCACUGUGCAAUGGAAGCCAGGUUUUGAUAACGGACCUCAACAAAAAUUUGUUUUAAAGUACAAAAAAUCACCUGACAUCGACUGGAAGAGCGUUCUUGUCUCUGAUACCGGGGAGGCACAAAUGAUUUACACCGUCACAGGAUUAUCAAAGGGAACAGAAUACCAGGUUGCCAUUUAUGCUUCAAACAAAUGGGGUAAUUCUUCGGAAUCUGAAAUACUACUCCUAAGGACAAAAGAUGGACCUACUGAAAAUAACUGCCAUGAAGAUGGCAAUACUGCAAUCAUCGUCGGCGUUGUUCUUGGGCUCGUCAUUGGUGCUCUAGCCGGUUAUGCGAGUUGUGUUACCAUACUGUUUAAGCGAAAACAAGAAAACCAAGGACAGCCAAGUUCAAGUCACGUGGUUCAUAACGCGGGAAAUACGUCGACUUAUGCUAACUUAGCGUAUACGCCAAACACCAGUGAAAUGAAGCAGAACAGUCCCACGCUAGAGGAUGCACCUAUUCUGGGUGUUGCCGACUAUACAACAUUAGAGGAACAGUUAAGGGAUAAUAGGUCAACGUACAAUGUGAUAAAUGCAGUCUCUUAGGACACGAAAUACAAGUAGUAACGUUAAAAAGAGCACCUAGAAAUUACUAUUGCGUUUAUACAGACCGGGCUGCAUGAACUGUAAUACCCUACAAGGCGGUCAUGUAGCUUAUUAUGCACUAUUGGUGUGUUAAAUCUAUGUCAUUGAGCAAAGUGGUCAGUAGUUGUGUUUGUAAAUAUGAACAUAUGGCACUAACUUUGACGAUAAAAAUUGGCUGUGCAGAGCUGUUUAUUUGUUGAAACUUUAUAUCAUUGUUGUUUUCUUACCUUAUUAAAGAUACAUUAGUUGUUG
Mercenaria mercenaria is the source of this 2521-nucleotide messenger RNA. Its product is annotated as nephrin-like. The transcript has 9 exons. Gene Ontology annotation, biological process: cell-cell adhesion. The record is from RefSeq and is a predicted model, not a curated record. Gene Ontology annotation, cellular component: cell-cell junction. Gene Ontology annotation, molecular function: cell adhesion molecule binding. The coding region runs from base 119 to 2230 and encodes 703 amino acids. Lineage: Eukaryota; Metazoa; Mollusca; Bivalvia; Venerida; Veneridae.